AGAUCAUUGUUGGAAUAAUGAAACAGGAAAAUUACCUCCUUCAUACAUUUAGGACACUUGGUUUUGGAAUGGCUCAUUCUGGCUAAGCAUUAAGUUUAACCCUGUUGAUAAUGUGUGGAAGUCAGUACAGUAGUGUUGGAUUUUGGAUCAAGUGCAUUCAAACUAUUAACUUCAAGUUUAGUACGACUGUAUGAAAUCAUUUGUCUUUACUUUUUUUUGCUGUAGUGGAAUGGAAGGCUCUAAAUCUUCCAGCACCACCAUGCAGGUGAGCUUCGUGUGUCAGCGCUGCAACCAGCCUCUGAAGCUGGACACCAGCUUUAACGUCCUGGACCGACUCACAAUCCAGGAACUUAUCGCUCCACUAGUCACCGUAACGCCCAGCAAACAGGCAGAAAGCGCCACCGAGGAGACUUUCGCCGAGAGCAAACAGGAUGGCGUUUCAAGAAAGUACAUCCCUCCUGCAAGGAUGAUGUCUACAGAGAGCGCUAACAGUUUCACCUUAAUCGGUGAGGCUUCAGACGGAGGAACCAUGGAGAACCUGAGCCGCAGACUGAAGGUGACCAGUGAUCUGUUCGACAUCAUGUCUGGUCAGAGUGACGUGGAUCACCCGCUGUGUGAGGAGUGUACGGACACGCUGCUCGACCACCUGGACACACAGCUCAACAUCACCGAAAACGAGUGUCAGAACUACAAUAAGUGCUUGGAGCUGCUGUCCCAGCUGCAGGAGGAGGAUGAGGACACCCUGCUGAAGGAUCUGCAGCAGCUCCGGCAGGAGGAGGAGAAGCUCAUCCAGGAACUGGAGGCCAUCGAGCAGCAGCGGGAAACGGUCGCCAUGGAGAUCACAGAGGCACGAGCCCACGCCAGCCAGCUCGACACGGAGGAGCUGCAGUAUCAGAAGGAAUACUGCGAGUUUAAACGGCAGCAGCUGGAACUGGACGAUGAGCUGAAGAGCGUCGACAAUCAGAUGCGCUACUGCCAAGCACAGCUGGACCGUUUAAAGAAAACCAACGUGUUUAAUGCCACCUUCCACAUCUGGCACAACGGGCAGUUCGGCACCAUUAACAACUUCCGCCUGGGCCGAUUACCCAGCGUCCCCGUGGAGUGGAACGAGAUCAACGCUGCCUGGGGUCAAACGGUGCUCCUCCUGCAUGCCCUCGCCAACAAGAUGGGCCUUCGCUUCCAGAGAUAUCGGCUCGUCCCGUAUGGAAACCACUCGUACCUGGAGUCCCUCACAGACAAAUCCAAGGAGUUGCCACUGUAUUGUUCGGGGGGUCUCCGCUUCUUUUGGGACAAUAAGUUCGAUCACGCGAUGGUGGCGUUUUUAGACUGUGUCCAGCAGUUCAAAGAGGAAGUUGAAAAGGGGGACACGGGAUUCCUCCUGCCGUACAGGAUGGACGUGGACAAGGGCAAAAUCGAGGACACGGGCGGGAGUGGAGGAUCGUACUCCAUCAAAACUCAGUUCAACUCCGAGGAGCAGUGGACCAAAGCGCUCAAGUUCAUGCUCACCAAUCUGAAAUGGGGUCUGGCGUGGGUCUCGUCCCAAUUCUACAACCGCUAGCGGAGAGUCCUCGGGUCGGAAGAAAGUGGACACUGCGGAGGAGAACCGAUACGGACGAUACAAACUGGGAAUUUGUUUUCAGUCUCGCUUGUUCUUUAUUAUCCUGAGAACCUGAUGGACAAAGAUGUGUGCAGAAAUUGGCAAGUCGGGCUUCUGGGUGUACCGGGAACCCUGCCACGCCUUGUUUCUGUUCUGCAGUGUUGUAAACCCUCAUGCAAACGUGUUUACUUAGUGGUGUCACGAGGCCAGACGCCGUGCUGUAAGGGUCAUUCAGCGUCCACAAAACGCUGUCCUAAACUUUAGUGAACAAGCCAAGUCAUGAUGGUAAACAUUUCAGAAAUAGACUUCACAUUUGAUUCCGUUCUUCUUGCUUGUUGUACUUGCUUGCUCUCAGCUGACACGUUAUUGGACAUUUUUACUUAUCUAGAUCUUAGAUCUUUGCCUGUGUCCCAGACCUCGUGCUCUGUGCUACAUGGUGUGGAACUAAACCGUUCUCAGUGCACUAGUAAGACAUACUGUGUCAGAAGUACAGAAGUGUGCAAUUUGGGACGUGCCCCACUUUACCUGCUAUUACUAUAGUAUGUGACUGGCUUACACAAUGUAAAUGCACCCUAAUACUAAUGAGCCCUUGUUUCCAUUCCCAAGCCUCCCCAGUCCUGCCCAAAAUCUACAUCUAAAUCUCAGUAGAAAGAAAACUGCUCUCACAAGACUUGCUAGAGGUCUGAAGUGCUCGAGGUGUGGUUUGGAACACAGCCUUUGUAAGCUUGUGUGUGUUAAAGCAUAGCAUGAGCAUGUUAGCAAGGCUGAAAUGUAAAUAUACUGAUAUUAUUUUGACGUCUGUACGUUUCAAUAAGGUUAAAAUAAAUAAAUCGGUUCCACCGGACUCAUCAGCAUUACUGUGGAAAUGAUGCACUCCAGACGCCUUCAGAAACCAACCAGAUCUGCUCUCACGUUGGCUUGGUGUCUCACGUGGUUCUCGUCCUAAUACUGCAGCUGGAGCCCAUGCACACUUGGUCCCCAGAUGCUUUACCAAGGGUUUUGAGCACUUCAGCUAAAUUUCUACUCGCUAGCCCCUUUCAUGUUUAAAAUACUUAAUUUCAGUCACAUGUUUAGUAAUCCAGCACUGAGUGGUCUCAGCAUAUUGGGACGAUGGAGAGCAAGCACCUACCUGAGUCCUGUCCCAAUUCUACACAUAUUAGGGUCGCACUGAUGCCCUUUCGGAUUUCCAAUGUGUUGUAUUUUUCUAACACGAGUUAAAUAUUAUCAUCACUGUGCUGCUGCGAUUGUUGUAAAAUGACUCUGGACGACUGUGUUACGAUAUUGUUACAAUUAUAAUGGUUUGCUUUAAUGUUCACUCAGAAUUCAGCCUAAAAUAAAGGCCAAAAUAUCAAUUUUA
Trichomycterus rosablanca is the source of this 2954-nucleotide messenger RNA. It is a transcript of the gene becn1, whose product is annotated as beclin 1, autophagy related. The coding region runs from base 191 to 1558 and encodes 455 amino acids. Gene Ontology annotation, biological process: late endosome to vacuole transport; autophagy; autophagosome assembly. Gene Ontology annotation, cellular component: phosphatidylinositol 3-kinase complex, class III, type I; phosphatidylinositol 3-kinase complex, class III, type II; phagophore assembly site. The transcript has 11 exons. The record is from RefSeq and is a predicted model, not a curated record. Lineage: Eukaryota; Metazoa; Chordata; Actinopteri; Siluriformes; Trichomycteridae.